Molecule: messenger RNA, 1353 nt
Organism: Sinocyclocheilus rhinocerous
Lineage: Eukaryota; Metazoa; Chordata; Actinopteri; Cypriniformes; Cyprinidae
Gene: sowahaa
Product: sosondowah ankyrin repeat domain family member Aa
Exons: 1
Coding region: 1-1353 (450 amino acids)
Molecular function (GO): protein binding
Source: RefSeq, a predicted model, not a curated record
AUGGCUUUGACUCAAGAGGCGAUUUUAAACACACUAUUAGAAAGCAAAGGAAAGGUGAAAAACUCCGAGCUGCUGAGCAAGUUCAAAGAUCUACUAAACUGCAGUGAUCCAGCGGAGAAGAAACAGAACCGAGAUCUCUUCAAAACCUUUGUGAACAACAUUGCUGUCGUGAAAGACUUCCAGGACGCCAAGUAUAUAGUCCUAAAGAAAGUGUACCAUCAUUUACUAGAAGCCUCAAACGACGAAAGCGCACCAACAGAAGAUUGCGGUCGAGAUGGAUCACAUCCAGAAGAAGAUGAGAAGGAAAAAUCCACUCAUUCCCAAAAUGCAGAAGGUAAGAAGUCUGAACAGAAAGCUCUGAGCAGAUCUUCGUCAAAGGCUUCAGACGGCAGCGCAGAACUCUCCCCAAUAGAGAUUGCUUUGGAAAGAAGCAAGAAUGUGGACUUUAAACCUAAAAGGUCUUUGCAUUUCACCGUCCCGCUGAAGCCUGACCCCGAUUUCUCGGGAGCCGCCAAGAAAGAAGCAAGCACAAACAAACCGUAUGCUCUACCUUUACGAAUGCCCCAAAUAGACUUGGGUCAUCAUCACAAGAAGCCUUCCACUGAGAGCUUGGGACAAGAGCUUCAACCCUCGCCUCGGUGUACAGACAGCGUGGCCUGCGCUGGUGCCUCGCCGCAGUUACAGAGACACUUCAAGACCCCUACACAAGCGGAUGAGCCCAAGGACUCGCACCAUUGCCCGCUUGAUCCCGUGGAGCACGAGUGGCUGGUGAAGUCUGCGGCCGGACAGUGGAAUCAAGUGUACGGCUUGCUGUUAAAAGACGCCCAGCUUGCAGAGAAGAAGGACUUCAUGUCAGGGUUCACGGCUCUGCACUGGGCCGUCAAGUGUGGAGACGCUGACAUGGUGUGUACGAUUAUUGAGGUGUCUAGGAAGAGCGAUCAUGGGGUGGACGUCAACGGCAAGUCCAAUGGUGGCUACACACCGCUUCACAUCGCUGCCAUCCACCUUCAGCUCUUUCUGAUUGACCUUCUAGUCCGAAAGUACGGCGCCAAUGGGAACAUAAGGGACAACUGCGGUAAGAAACCCUACCACUACCUGGACACAGGGGUCUCCAGAGAGCUGAGGGAGCUUCUCGGAGAUCCGAAAGCUGGCCACCGGGAGGUGCAUCAUCAGGUCAGGGAUGAGUAUGAUGCACGGAAAUACUCGAUAGGUCACCUCUUCCUAGCUCAUCCGGUGGGGCUCAAGAAAAAGAACAAGGCGAGAAACCAGUUCAUCUCCGUCAGUGACGACGGCAGAGAGAGGGAUGAGCCAGUGUUGCAUAAACUGAGGCUGGUAUCCGAUGUCUUUCCAUAA